Arxiozyma heterogenica is the source of this 1440-nucleotide messenger RNA. It is a transcript of the gene WBP1, whose product is annotated as dolichyl-diphosphooligosaccharide-protein glycotransferase. Lineage: Eukaryota; Fungi; Ascomycota; Saccharomycetes; Saccharomycetales; Saccharomycetaceae. Bases 1 to 1440 code for a protein of 479 amino acids. The transcript has a single exon. The record is from RefSeq and is a predicted model, not a curated record. Gene Ontology annotation, cellular component: endoplasmic reticulum membrane; oligosaccharyltransferase complex.
AUGAUUAUUAACAGACUUCUUUUUAUUCUAAGUAUUCUUUGUGCCUGUUUUAGAAGAAUUAAUGCCCUUAGCUUGACGGGUAACAAAACAUUGAUUAUCUAUGAUAGUGACUCUAUUGAAAAACUAUAUGGUACUGAUAAUUCAAGUGUCCAUAUGAAUAAAGGAGUAACUUCAAUGAAUGACGAUGAAAAUGAAUUAUUUAAAAAUAACUUUAAGAAAUUUAUGUUACUUCUAGAAUCGAACGGAUACAAUUAUACAUUAUAUGAUAUUCAAAGCUCAAAUAAUAGGAAUAGUAACGAUAUUCAAUUGACUAAAGUGGACAAUUCAUUAUAUGAUAACGUUAUCAUUUUUCCUAUUUUGAAAGCAUCUUUGAAGAAAGGUUCUUCUGCAUCCGAAAAUAAAUCCAUAUUAUCCUCAAAGAAUUUAUUAUCCUUUUUCAAUAAUUAUAAUGGAAAUUUGAUGAUUAUUACAUCUCCUCAUAUAAACAAUGCAGAUUCCCUUAUAAAUUUAUUAAAUGAAUUUGGUAUAUUUCCUUCACCAAAGAAUCAAAUCGUAAAAGAUUUAUUCCAGAACAAAGAUACAUUAUUGGUUUCAUCAUCAAACCUAUUAAACAAAUAUGUUUAUAGCGUAGAUAAUGAUACGGUAUACUUCAAUCUAGGAGAAUCAUCUGUAGCCAGAUUAGACAACCGAGAACAACUAGUUCCUAUUCUUAAAUCUUCAAAGACAUCAUUUAUAGACACAACCCAAGACAAAAACUUUGAACCUUGGGUUACUGGUUCUCAAGGCUACCUAAUAACCGGUUUCCAAGGUGUUAAUAACAAUGCUAGGCUAGUUUGGGUUGGAUCAACUAAUUUAAUAGAUGAAUCUGCCCAUGACAUUAACAAGAAUUUGGUUGAAAAUUUAGUAAAUUGGAAUUUUAAUGCUAAGUCAGUUAUUAAAACUUUAAAAUCAAGACAUUAUCAUGCUAACACAAAAUUAACUUAUGAUGAAUUAAACUACAAAAUCAACGAUGUAAUUAGAUACGAAAUUGAUAUCACUGAAUGGGAUGGUUCUCAAUGGAUCCCAUUCACUGCUGAAGAUAUUCAAUUUGAAUUGAGACAAGUGGAUCCUUAUUAUCGUAUCAAUCUAACUCGUAUCUUAGAUAAUGAAACUAAUAAUAACACGUUUGCUAGAUAUACUACAAAUAAUUUUAAAUUACCAAACCGUCAUGGGAUGUUUAAAUUUCUCACUGAAUAUAAAAGAAACGGAUUAUCUACCAUUAAAGACGAGGAUAUCAAAGCUAUUAGACAUCUUGCAUAUGAUGAAUAUCCAAGAUCUUGGGAAAUUACCAAUUCUUGGGUUUACUUAACCGCAAAUAUUGUUGUUAUUUCUUUAUUUAUCACAUUUGUCAUCUUAUUUUUGACCAAUACAAAUGUCACCACAGUGAAAAAGAACAACUAA